Messenger RNA from Chrysemys picta bellii (western painted turtle), 1459 nucleotides. Lineage: Eukaryota; Metazoa; Chordata; Testudines; Emydidae. The record is from RefSeq and is a predicted model, not a curated record.
UGGACCGCCCCCCAGGCUCCAGCCAGGGCCGAGCCCGAACGGGGCGGGGCGAGGCCGUCACUCACUCGCCUUCUUCUCCAAUGGGCGGUGCCCCCGCCCGAAGGGGCGCGGCUUCGGCAGGCGGUGGGCGGGGUCUGGGCGUUUGAGGCUGAGCGGCGGCGUGGGAAAGCGCCUUAGAAGCGCUGCGGGCUGCUGGCGCGUAGGGACUCCGCUGCGCUGCGAGCCACGCGUCGGUUCGGUGCUCGCUCCCCGUCCGUGGCAGGGGCUGUGCUGCCGCCGCCAUGAAGCGGCCGUGCGAGGAAACUACCUCCGACAGCGACAUGGACGAGACCAUAGACGUGGGGAGCGAGAAUAAUUACUCGGGGCAAAGUAGUGGGUCUGUGAUUCGAUCAAAUUCCCCAACAACAACAUCUCAGAUUAUGGCCAGAAAAAAAAGAAGAGGGAUUAUAGAGAAAAGGCGCCGUGAUCGUAUAAAUAACAGUUUAUCUGAGUUGAGGCGGCUUGUGCCAACUGCUUUUGAAAAACAAGGAUCUGCAAAAUUAGAAAAAGCAGAAAUACUGCAAAUGACAGUGGAUCAUUUGAAGAUGCUCCAGGCAACAGGAGGUAAAGGUUAUUUUGAUGCUCAUGCACUGGCCAUGGAUUUCAUGAGCAUUGGAUUCCGAGAAUGUUUAACUGAAGUUGCAAGAUAUCUGAGCUCAGUGGAAGGUCUGGACACAUCUGAUCCGCUAAGAGUUAGACUUGUGUCUCAUCUCAGCUCUUGUGCAUCUCAAAGGGAAGCUGCUGCAAUGACCUCAUCCAUGGCUCAUCACCAUCAUCCCUUGCAUCCUCACCACUGGACAGCAGCAUUUCACCAUCUCCCUGCCGCUUUACUGCAGCAGAAUGGACUUCAUUCCUCUGACACCACUCCUUGUAGACUUUCAACAGCGUCGGAAGUGCCUCCUCAUGGCUCUGCUCUUCUCACGGCCACCUUUGCCCAUGCUGACUCCGCACUCAGAGUGCCCUCUGCUGGCAGUGUUGCUCCCUGUGUUCCACCUCUUUCUACCUCUCUUCUGUCGCUCUCUGCCACUGUACACGCUGCUGCUGCAGCUGCUCAGAGCUUCCCUCUGUCUUUCGCUGGAGCAUUCCCAAUGUUUCCACCUAGUGCAGCGGCAGCAGUGGCAGCUGCAACAGCAAUCAGCCCACCAUUAUGUGUAUCGGCAGCUUCCAGCCCUCAGCAAACUAGCAGUGGUGGAAAUAGUAAACCCUACCGACCUUGGGGGACUGAAGUUGGAGCUUUUUAAGACACACACACACACACACACACACGCGCCAUCUUUGGACUUCAUGCAGUACUAACUCAGGCUGGGUCUACAGUACCUGCCUGAAUCGGCGGGUAGAAAUUGACCUCUCGGGGAUCGAUUUAUCGCGUCCCAACGGGACGCGACAAUCGAUCCCCAAAUCGACGUUCUUACUCCACCAG